AAAGAGUUAUGUCCCCUGUUAUCAACAACUUAAAGCGAACUUAAAGCGUGUUGGCAGCUGGUGUUUACUGUAUUUAGUUUUUGCCCAGUUAUUUCAAAUUUCACAAAAUGGUAAGUUAAAUAACCGUAAGAAUAUUCCAGAUAGUCUACCUUAUAUUCAUUAUCAAUUUAUUGCACCAUAAAUCGCUCUUGAGUCGUAAAAUUAAACUAAUACCGAAGUUAGUUGUUAGUGUGAAUUAAUUAACGAUACUAUGACUAUGAUUAGAUACUUUGGUCAAAAAUGUAAACAUUUUUUAAAAAUAAACCAAUGGCACAGUUGAAUAGAGCUAAUUUUAAACUGAAUUAUAACACCAACAUCAUAUUUUUAGCUGUUGUAGUUUUAAAGUUAUGAAUUUUUAAAGUACGACUUGGUUUGUCAUUUUUUAACAUGGACUGCAUCUCCACAUUCUGUGACCUCAUUCCACUGAUCGCAUCAUGCGCAAUGACUAUAUAGUUUAUAUAAGGCAACGCAUUCCCCAUCACUAAAAUACUGUUUAGGGUCGACUUAUUUUAAACUUUCAACUUUGGCACAUGAAUAAUUAAUAAAAGCUUUCCCUGACCAAUGGUUUAAUAGCUUUUGCACACGGCAAACUCUUAUGAAUGAAACUCUGAGAUAGUACUACGACGUAGCCGUUAUGCAAGUGGCUGUGAAUGGUUGCCAAUGACAACGUGUUGCACAGGGAAAAUUCUGAUCAUUUAUAUUAUGGACUCUGCAGGGUUUUUAAAGCUCAAAUUAAAACAUUUCCAGUUUAAAUGUCUUCAAAAUGCAUUCUGAAACACAAAAUAUAAAAUAUUUUGAUGUAUAUAGUGGUAAUAAUUAAAUAUUUCCUAAGUAUCGGCAACUUCCGCCAUUAAAAAGGGGGCGUGGCCCACGCCAUGUCGAAAUUAGGCUGAGCCACCUUAUGGUGAUAUGGGUCACUGUGACAAGUGUAACAAACGUGAGACACGACCUACAUCAAUGAAACUUGGCACAGAUAUAGAUCAAUAUCUAAUGCUCAUACAGAUUUAAUAAAAAAGGACCUUAUCUUAUUAUUUCACAAAAAAUUUUGUAUGCGAAGAUGCCUUAUAUAUACCAAAGAUUUUCAAAAUAAAGGUCGAUUGAAAAAAGCAAAAUAGCUGGCUAGAAAUGUAGGCCAAGAUGUCUUCCAAAUUAUAAGGCCGGAAACGGAACUCAAAUAUAUGUGGAAAGAACUAAUUUAAUAAUAAAUAUACACACACAUCGGAAAAUUAAAAACUCGGAUUUUUCUGCGCCGACGCCCAUUUCCGAUACAAAAAAAAAUAUUAGUCUUCCUUGUUUCAUCGAAGUAUCUACUAUGAUUAUGAUACAAUAAAAUAAAUAAAUUUAGAAAGUGAAGUGUCAGUUUUGUCUUAAUUCAAGACUCGCAAGCAAUGGAAAUUAUACGUAUUCGAAUGCUUCAGUUCAGUUAAAUUUAAAGUUAAUUUUAGUGUGAAAUUUUAUUACUAUUAUCCCCUCCUGGUGUACCUCCCACCUCGAUUUGCCAGUAGACAUAGAAUAAAUGAGACUUUUCUGAACUUUUCAAUACCCACCCCUAAAAAUCUACUUGUUUCCAAAUACUUUGGGAGCCAUAUAAAUUGUAGGGCGAAACGCGCCCAAGGCCAAUGACAAUGCUAAUGCCAUGCAUAUAACAGGAUUGCGUAGUAUGCAAAGCAUAAUUUGCUGUGGGUAAAGCACAGUUUUUCUGUCCACACAUGUUAGGGAUGAAUCAUUGAAUGUAGCCUUAGCCGCAACAAAAAAUGCCAAUCAACAAAACUUAUUGCUGGGUGAAUAAUUGAGUGCAGCAACUUUAUUGUUAGCUAUCACUCAGAUGCAAGAAAUAAAAAUUUGAAGAGAGGAGAACAAAGCAGUUUUGUACCUGGGCAUCACAAUUACAGAUAUUUAUCACAUAUUUCAAUAGAUUUAUUUAUAAUCUAAGUCUAAUGACAACGGCAUGUUGUCUGCAAGAGGGUGAAUACCGGAAAUCUUGAUUUUUGUGCAAUACUCACCCACAUCUUGUCACUUUGUAAAUUAUAUAAUAAAAAGAGCUUCAUUUGUUCAUUCAUGGGUUGCUGACCACUGGUUUAACUGAACAUAAUUACUUCACACACUUGGAUUAAAUAAUUAAAUAUUAAUUAUUAAAAAAUUAUCUGAUUUAAUCAGCUAUUGUUCAUAAAACAGACAUCACAUAGAUUUCUUAGAUUGACGAUGUCAUUGUGGAUCUAAUUCUAUUAUUUUCACAAAGGGCAAAGACAAAAGAACCAAGAAAUUUGCCCAAGUUAAAAGGCUCCUAAGUUUGAAGGAUUCAAGGCUGUGAGUAUAGUAUUCCAUAUUCCUUAAAUAAUUUAACUCUUUGAGUAAAGUAUUCCAUAUUCAUUAAAUAAUUUAACCAUCAUUAUACUAACAUCUUGAGUGCAUCAUUAGUAAUAGGCUUUAAAAGAGGCUAAUAAAUAUUGAUGUAAUACUUGUUUUACACAAUAUUUUUUUUUUUUUAAUAGGAAACCUAAAGACCGUAUCAAGAAGAAAAGAAAAAAGACAAAUCCUGAAAAUAUAUCUCAAAGAGAACUGUAAGUAGAGCUACUAUAUGCAAUACUUUGUAAUAAGCUCUUUUGUUUACCAUGAUUUCGGGACGAAUUCUUUCCAUUAGGGCGAUGACUGAAAGAUAUAAAAAUUCUUUUGUUCCCCAAUCUGUACGAAUUUACUGCCGUGCUCCCUCUGAAGUCACACAUCUUAUGAGAACUAAUAAGUCCCAGAUUUAGCUAAGAGAACUCACUGAAUGGCUGUUUGAGAUAAUUUAUUAUAAAUGUCUUGUCUUCAAAUUGUUUUAUUUAUUGGCUGAAAAUGUAUAAUGCAAUAAAAAAACAUUUCCAUUUAUUUGGAUCAAUAAAAGAAUCUUAUCUCAUCUUAAGGUUUUGCAGUGCCGUAAAUUAACUUAAUUUGUUUGAUUACUUAAAACAGGCCACAGUCCUCAUCUGCUAUGUAUUUCAACUACAAUACUCAACUUGGACCACCUUUCCACAUCAUAUUGGACACCAACUUUAUUAACUUCUCUAUAAAGAACAAGCUAGAUAUUGUAACCAGCAUGAUGGAUUGUCUCUAUGCUAAGUGUAAGUUAUAUACUUGACAUUGUAACCAGCAUGAUGGAUUGUCUCUAUGCUAAGUGUAAGUUAUAUACUUGACAUAGUAACCAGCAUGAUGGAUUUUCUCUAUGCUAAGCUUGGAAAGACCCGAAAGAUACAAGAGGCAGCAUUUCUAAUACAGCCUUAAUAAAAAUCUUUUAGUCAGCUGUGUGCUAUAAUAAAGAAAAACAAUAAGCUGUUAAAAAUAGGGUGGGGGAUCUGUAUUGUGUCACCGUAGUAACCAUUGAGGUGGGGUGUUCUGUAUUGUAUCACCAUAGUAGUCAUUGAGCUGGGAGCUCUGUAUUUUGUCAACAUAGUAACCAUUGUGAUGGGGGUGUGUAUUGUGUAACCAUAAUAACUAUUGAGGUGGGGGGUACAUAUUGUUUCACCGUAGUAGCCAUUGAGUUUUAUUGGGUGGGGGGGGGGUCUAUAAUGUCUCACCGUAAUAACUUUUGAGGUUUGGGGGGGUCUUUAUUUUGUUAACGUAGAUCUAAAAGAAAAAAAAUGCAAACAAAAUUGUCAACUAGCUUUACAACUAAAAACUUUGUUUCACCGUAGUAGCCAUUGAGUUUUAUUGGGUGGGGGGGGGGUCUAUAAUGUCUCACCGUAAUAACUAUUGAGGUUUGGGGGGGUCUUUAUUGUGUUAACGUAGAUCUAAAAGAAAAAAACUGCAAACAAAAUUGUCAACUAGCUUUACAACUAAAACCGUGUGAUUAUUACAUUAUAAUGUUGAGCGCAUAGUUUUUGUUUGUAUAACUCAGACCUGCCACUCUGAGGUUUUUAAAAAUCUCCUCAGGACACCCCAACCCUCAUCCCGCCACACACACACUUUUUUUCUCAUUCAUUAGUCUGUGUGGCCAUAAUGGUGCUUUAGGUGUGAGCAGAUCUUCUUUAAGGCUAGAGCCAUCCUGACUCUUUUGAUCUCCAGUCUCCAUUAGUACUGUAGCUAGGUUUCUUCACUGUGGUGAUAUUUUCAUUAGCAGUUUUCUUCUGUAGCAUGUUAUAAUGAAUUGGUUUGCUAGACCACCAUGCCCUCCUCCAAUCCUGACAUGUCCACAAUUAUUCAUAUCAUGUGACUUUGACUUAUUCCAGGUAUUCCCUACAUCACAGACUGUGUCAUGGGGGAGCUAGAAAAACUUGGCAGGAAGUACAGGAUAGCACUAAAGUAAGAAUCAACUUAAUGUUAAGUCAUUUGAAGAAUUUUGCGCACAACAAAUAGAAAUUAAACAGCAACCUUUGGUUGAUCUUUUGUCAUUAUAAUUAUGUGUCUUAUGUGUAAUGAUUUCAAUCACGUUUAAGCAUUUCAUUGAAAGCACUUUGACAGAUGGAUGUCACAGACAUUUUAUAAUCAAGACUUAAAAAUUGAAACAAAAUAAUUUAGCCAUGCCAAGCAUCACAUACGUUUCCAAAUAAAUAUACAAGACUUGAACAGAUGUCCCUCAAUACGGCCUACAAAUAUCUGCAGUGAAGAGGGUUCACUUUGUCAACCCAAGCAAAAUUUUAGGGCUCCUGCCAAUAGUUGCAAUCCUCCCCCCCCCCCUUUUGCGUGCAGUUAUUAUUUAUUUCUGGGGGGGGGGGCCACACACCACAAUGCACUUCAUCAUUAUAGUAUAGUGGAGUGAGGCAAGACUGAGCUUGAGCACAAAUACUCUUGUCACCUCUACCACUCCCUAUCCCUUCAGUAUUCUCUCCAUGCAAAGGCUUUGUUAAAAAGGCUCUCAUUCCUGAACUGCUCUUCUUACCCACAAUGCUGCUUGACCAACAUUCCAAAUAAAUAAACUUCAUUUUGUAAGUUGCCUCUCUCAUGCCUCCAAGGGGUCGGGCUGACAGUCUCACGCCUCCAAGGGGUCGGGCUGGCUGACAUUAUCACGCCUCCAAGGGGUUGGACUGACAGCUUCACACCUCAAAGGGGUCGGACUGAGUCUCACGCCUCCAAGGGUUGGACUGACAGUCUCACGCCUCCAAGGGGUUGGACUGACAGUCUCACGCCUCCAAGGGGUUGGACUGACAGUCUCACGACUCCAAGGGGUUGGACUGACAGUCUCACGACUCCAAGGGGUUGGACUGCCAGACUCACGACUCCAAGGGGUCGGACUGACAAUCUCACGACUCCAAGGGAUCGGGCUGACAGUCUCACGUCUCAAAGGGGUCGGACUGAGUCUCACGUCUCCAAGGGGUUGGACUGACAAUCUCACGCCUCCAAGGGGUUGGACUGACCGUCAUUGUUAAGACAGCCUCUAAGUCACACGAAAUAAAGUUGAAUGAGGUGCAAAUAGGAAGCAAUGGCAGGGUCUCACGAAGCUAGACUACGUGUUUUAGACCCAAUAAUAUGCCAUAUUGGACUACACAUUUUAGACCCAAUCUACCAUGUUGGACUAGGAGUUUUAGGCCCAAUAUGUGAUAUGGGACUACAAGUUUUAGACCCAAUAAUAUGCCAUAUUAGACUACACAUUUUAGACCCGAUCUACCAUGCCACAUGAUUACAUGUAUUUGAUAAGUCAUUUGGAUUUGUUGGGAAAACAAAAACAUUAUAAUUUCUAAGCAGACCAGCACAAAAAAGUUUCACAUUAUUGUGUUAAACUUGAAUGACUCCAGUGUUGCCAUUUUUGCUUGUCCUCAUCAACCCUGUGUAAUAAUACUAGGUACCAUUAAUGAUAGAAUUAUUAACCACAUAUCCUUUUCUAACCUAGAAUUUUAAUUUAAUUACGCUAGAAAUAUGCGUGACCUUCAGCAUUAGACUUUAUUGUGUAAUAAUGGCUGGUCAUGUGUAAAUUAAGAAAUUGUAUUGCCUUUGUUUUUAUUCAAGGAUAGCAAAAGAUUCACGAUUUCAUCAUUUAACAUGUAUCCACAAAGGCACUUAUGCUGAUGACUGCAUUGUUAGAAGAGUAACUGAGGUCAGUAAUCAUAGCUAUUUUAUUUUUUUUUCAUUUUCUAGCUGCACACACACAAAUAAGAAAAUAAUAAGAAAAUUUAUUAUCUUAUUUUGUUCAAAGCUAAACUGUUUUCUUAUAUCAAAUAUGUAAAUUUGUGCUAUCUUUCUCUGUUUCAGAGCAAGUGCUAUAUUGUUGCCACCAAUGAUAAAGAUCUAAAGAAGAGAAUAAGAAAAAUCCCUGGCGUUCCUAUCAUGUACAUAACGCAGCACAGGUAUUUAAAACUUAGAUAGGUUUCUAUUAGUUAUUUUAUAGUUAGCUUCACUUUGGGAUGAGUUUCCAAUCGUAAUAGGCGCAAGAUUUAACAGGAAAGUAAUGUCUGUCUCUGUGGACUAAAAGAGGACUGGACUGCAAUAAAAUGAAGACAAAAUUUGUGUGAAAACAAGCCAGGUCGUUUAUUUGUAAGACAAAAUCAAGGCAGUUAACUGAGUUGUUAUUGUGAUAAAAUCCGUAUUGUUAAUAAUGACGUAAAACAAUUGCAAGUUUUUAGGGGUAUUGUGUAUGAUUAAUCAAUACCCCAUUAACAUUAUUUUGAUUCAAUUAUUAUAUUCCACAGAUAUUCCAUAGAGAGGCUUCCUGAUGCUUAUGGUGCUCCCAAGAUGUAAUGGUCUAUCUUCCCACAUACAUGUAUAUAUAUUCACUUUUUUAAUAUGAAAUGAUUUAAAACAAUUUAUUCAUCAAAUUUGUUACUUUAUGGCGUUCUUUGUUUGCAAGCUUGUGUUCU
Lymnaea stagnalis (great pond snail) is the source of this 6806-nucleotide messenger RNA. The record is from the annotation of a GenBank genome assembly. NCBI's taxonomy places the organism in Eukaryota, Metazoa, Mollusca, Gastropoda, Lymnaeidae.